CAGGAAAAGAUGACCUUACUGUGGGCACAACUACAAGUGGAAGAGUGAAUUUUUACCCCUGGACAAUAGAUAAUAAAUAUUAUUCUGCAGAUAUUCACCUCUGUGUAGUCCCAAACACAUUUCUUGUUACUGGAGAUAUUGCUGAAUCUGUGCAAGCGUUUGUCGUGUACUUCGACAGCACAAUAAAAUCUGGACUUGAUAGUGUCUCUGAAUGGCUUCCCCUGACAGAAGAGUGGUUACCAGAAGUCAUGAUCCUGGUUUGUAACAGAGUAUCUGAAAAUGGUGUUAACAGACAGAAGGCUCAAGAGUGGUGCAUCAAGCAUGGCUUUGAACUGGUAGAACUUAGCCCUGAGGAACUUCCUGAUGAAGAUGAUGACUUUCCAGAGUCCACCGGAGUGAAACGAAUUGUACAAGCCUUGAAUGCCAAUGUGUGGUCCAACGUAGUCAUGAAGAACGACAGGACCCAGGGCUUUGGUCUUCUCAGUACAUUAGCGGGUGCGAACCAUAGCGUUGGGUCAGAAGAGAGCCAAGAUACAGAAUCCAAUCCAUCACCAGCAGACAGAGAAGAAUCCCAUUUAGACAACAGAGAAGAUGGAGCUAGCACAAACAACCUACAGAUUGACAGCAUUGUAGAUCCCAUGUUAGAUAUGGACAUUCAGGAGUUAGCCAGCCUAACCACGAGAGAUGGGGACCUGGAGAACUUUGAAAGGCUGUUCUCAAAGCUGAAAGAAAUGAAAGAUAAAGCUGCAACGUUGCCUCAUGAACAAAGAAAACUACAUGCGGAAAAGGUGGCCAAAGCAUUCUGGAUGGCAAUUGGAGGAGACAGAGAUGAAAUCGAAGGUCUCUCCUCAGAGGAAGAAAACUAAGUUCUUCUGUAGCUGUAAGCGACAGAGCCAAUCCCAAAAGAGUGCUCUUUUCCCACAAUGAGUGUUUAUUGCAAAAAGCCCCAUUUAGCUUUAGUUGCUUUCUUUGGUUAAAGGAUUCCCUGCAUCGUUGUAGUAAGUAACACAUUCCACAACACCUAAUGGUUAGCGUCCUUUUGUCUGACUGUUCAUUUGUUCUCUCUCAGAGAAUUUUGGAAGGCGAUGCAUGCAGUUGCAGGAAAUAAUAAUUAGUUUACAUUUUUCAAAUUAACAUCUUUCUUGUGUCUUUUGAGUUUAAAUAAAUAAAUUUACUACCAGUUAUCUUUCUACAUACGGCUGGUGGUUGUUAACUGAUUGCCUAAUUCUACAGUCAACAUUUUCGAUGUAGGCCUGUUUGAUGUUUUUAUGUAGCUUUAUAGCUGACUGACUAGUUAAAGCAAACCAGAUUUGUAUGAGCCAUGAAGAG
Molecule: messenger RNA, 1329 nt
Organism: Cariama cristata (Red-legged seriema)
Lineage: Eukaryota; Metazoa; Chordata; Aves; Cariamiformes; Cariamidae
Gene: AAGAB
Product: alpha- and gamma-adaptin binding protein
Exons: 9
Coding region: 249-866 (205 amino acids)
Source: RefSeq, a predicted model, not a curated record